AAACACAAAAUCAGAUCUAUCCACCCUGUCCCUGCCCCUCUCCCCUCUCUCUGUUUUUGUUUCCCUCUCUAUUAUGUGUCGGAGUCUGCAACUCUUGAUCCUCCUUGCACUCCACUCCUCCAUCGCCAUCUGCUGCUGCGAUUCCGUGAUUGUGUGAGAGGAUUCAUAUUCAAUUGGCUGUCGGGGUUGAUCCAACGAUGAGCGCGACGAUGAAGCAGCUCCACAAGCAAUCGAGCGUGAACCACCGGACCCGGGACGAGGAGAUCCCCGGCACCCUCCAGUCAACGCCUCCCUACUCCCCGAAAGCCCUCAAGCACCCCAGAUCCCUCUCCCGAUCCCUCCACUACCUCUUCCGCGAGCAGCGCCUCCUCUUCGUCCUCGUCGGCAUCCUCAUCGGCUCCACCUUCUUCAUCCUCCAGCCUUCCCUCUCCCGCCUCGGUCCCUCCGACCACCAGCCCCGCGCUUCCUUCUCCAUCUCCUCCGACCUCUUCGACUCGUCCUCGUCCAAUCCAGUUACCACGACCGCCCAGCCCCACCACCGCCCCGUGACGCGGGUGCCCGUGCAGAUCGGCCAGCGGAGGAAAAGGAUCGUGGUCACUGGCGGGGGCGGGUUCGUGGGGAGCCACCUCGUGGACAAGCUGAUCGCCAGGGGCGACGACGUGAUCGUGAUCGAUAACUUCUUCACCGGGAGGAAGGACAACUUGGUUCACCAUUUCGGGAACCCAAGGUUCGAGCUGAUACGCCACGACGUGGUCGACCCCAUACUUCUGGAGGUGGAUCAGAUCUAUCACCUCGCUUGCCCUGCGUCCCCUGUUCAUUAUAAGUACAACCCCAUCAAGACUAUCAAGACUAACGUGAUGGGCACAUUGAAUAUGCUGGGCUUGGCAAAGAGGAUAGGGGCUAGGUUCUUGCUGACCAGUACAAGUGAGGUCUAUGGGGACCCACUUCAACACCCUCAGAAGGAGACUUACUGGGGAAAUGUGAAUCCAAUAGGUGUGAGAAGUUGCUAUGAUGAAGGCAAAAGAACUGCCGAAACGCUGGCAAUGGAUUAUCAUCGAGGAGCAGGUGUCGAGGUUCGCAUUGCUCGUAUAUUUAACACAUAUGGGCCGCGGAUGGGUCUAGAUGACGGACGUGUUGUCAGUAAUUUCGUUGCUCAGGCAAUUCGCAAACAACCACUGACAGUUUAUGGAGAUGGAAAGCAGACUCGGAGCUUCCAAUAUGUUUCAGAUUUGGUUGAUGGGCUAUAUGCCUUAAUGGAAGGCGAGCAUGUAGGGCCUUUCAAUCUCGGCAACCCUGGAGAGUUCACUAUGCUAGAGCUCGCUGAGGUUGUGAAAGAAACCAUUGACUCGAGUGCAACAAUUGAAUUCAAACCAAACACAGCAGAUGAUCCCCACAAGAGAAAGCCUGACAUUAGCAGGGCAAAGGAGCUUCUCAACUGGGAACCGAAGAUCACUCUCAGGGAGGGCCUUCCACGGAUGGUGUCUGACUUCCGAAAUAGAAUCCUGAACGAGGAUGAAGGCAAAGGGCUCUAAAUGGAGAGCCGAGCGCUGACCGCCUAAAGAAGGAGAAUUAAUGUAUAGCACUGAAAGCAUAUCUGUAUCUUGUUGAUUCUUUCUGUAUCAAGAGCAAGACUCUUGUCCAUUCGCCAUAUACUUCUUUUGUUCCUGUCUUCUUUGCAUUAGAUCGAACGCCGAUAUUGCAAUUUUGUAGGAAUGUAUAAUAUUUUAUUUGUCGCGUACUUAUCGA
Punica granatum (pomegranate) is the source of this 1746-nucleotide messenger RNA. NCBI's taxonomy places the organism in Eukaryota, Viridiplantae, Streptophyta, Magnoliopsida, Myrtales, Lythraceae. The record is from RefSeq and is a predicted model, not a curated record.